AUGCCACAGUAUACUGUGGGCGACCUGAUAGGGCACCCUAGCCCUGCACAGCUAGCUGUCGACACCGACACUUCAAUAUCAACAAAACAAUGGACGAAUGAUUACCCUCCUCUUCAUGACAGAGCAUUGACGGUAAUGCCACCAACAAUGCAAGCUCUUGCAGCAUUCCUGCUUCCCCCAGAAGGGACCGUGGCUCAUUCGGUUGGCCUUGAAACUCCAGCCUAUAAGCUAAACUCGCAAUCGCUCGAACAGUCUACCGAAGGGGAUGUGACACAUGAUUUUUUUCAGAAUAUCAGCCCCUUGGUUGAGCUCGCUUUCGGCGACUCGGCGUGCUCUAUUCCCCAUCCUAGCGCUCCCUCUACUGCCUCUGUUCGUGGGGGGCCUAAACUCAACCCACGAGCUCUCGUUGGGUCGGAUGUUACAGAAAGGAAGAUAGUUGACUACCAACUGACGAUGGCCCAUCGGAAGCAAUACCUUGAAGGUGCUGCCAUCGUAGGAGAGUUCAAAAGACCCCGAGUCAUUAAACGAAGAGAGUGGAUGUUUGACAGACGCCCAUCAAAUACAACAAAACGUCUUAUGCAGGAGAUUAGAGGGUAUGCUUACUUGUAUAAAUGCCCGCAAGCAUUCGUCUUUGACUCAGGGACUCUGGUACUCUUACAGUUCCGUGCCAGAGAUGCAGAGGCUAUUCGUGACGAAAUGUGUCCUGUUGAUAUCUGUAUCAUCCCACGGGAAGAGCUUGGACAUGGUGACCAGUGCACGAUGGCAGAGGGCCUGCGCGCACUCGCCUUGAAGGGUUUCACUCGUCUUUGUGCAACUGGAGACUCCGUGCCCACAGAGUCAGGGAAUAAUAUACGCUCACCAACUAAAUUGAACCUCGCUGGUUUUGACCGUCGUUACGAGUUCUGGUCUGGUCGGCCUUUCUGGGUAGACCACCGUACCCGAGAGAGGCGUUCAGACCAUCCAUCUGGAUAUUUUCGCGACCUUAGGUUCGUGAGGACCAGGGACAGUGACCGUGGUCCGGAAUUCAAGGGAUACUGGUCAUGGUUUGACCAUGAAGGCCAUCUUGUUGUUGAUGACACAACGAAUUGUUUCCUCUCUUAA
Molecule: messenger RNA, 1101 nt
Organism: Penicillium egyptiacum
Lineage: Eukaryota; Fungi; Ascomycota; Eurotiomycetes; Eurotiales; Aspergillaceae
Source: the annotation of a GenBank genome assembly